Messenger RNA from Prorocentrum cordatum, 693 nucleotides. Lineage: Eukaryota; Dinophyceae; Prorocentrales; Prorocentraceae. The record is from the annotation of a GenBank genome assembly.
AUGUACUCUUCUUCCCACCCCUCGCCGAGCGGGAACUGGCGGCCCUGCGGGAGGCGGCCAAGGUCGUGCUCGUGCGGCCAGGCGACGUCUACCUAUUGCGAAGGCGUGGCGCACACCGUCCUCUGCGUGGGCGAGGACAUCAACCUGAGCGCCUACGAGUCGUUCGUCUCACUAACCCCCGCCCACGUCGAGCACUUCAUGCGCACUGGGCUGAAACACGAUCCCUCGCACGUCGAGGGGGCGAUGCCCGAUGACGAGCUGGAAGAUAUCUUCGACGAGUGCCUGGACCAGCUGGAGGGCGCGGCGAAACAGCUGGCUGCUGGCGGGCCCGAGCGCCUGAGGGGCAGGGGCGCCACUGUGCAAGAGUGGGCCGAAGCGCUGGUCGAGCUGCAGCGGGACAAGGGGCUGCAGCUGGAGCUGCGGAGGAACUUCGCCCGCGCCGUGGAGCUCUGCCGGGCGAACGCCUUCAUGAAGGAGCACAUGGCGGAUCUCGUGCUGCGGGCCGCCCACGGGCUCGCCCGCGAGCACACGCUGAAGGGCCGAACGCCUCCGCCGGCCAGGUCCAGCCCGGUGGGGCCGGGCAGGUCGCGGUCGAGGUCGCGGUCCGGCUGCACCUCGGGGACCACGGCCCAGUCGCGCUCGCGCAGCGCGCCCCGCGCUGCGGCGCUGGCCGCAUCCAGCGAGUCCGAGUGA